UUUUCAAUUCGCAGUCAGAGAGACUAGUUAUGAGUUGUUUUAACCUCAGCGGCCACCGUCGUGCAGAUAAACAUGGCGUCUGACGGAGAAAGCGAGGAAGAUUUUGUCACUUAUGGAACACCUUUAGAGCCUCUCGAAGAAGAUGAGCCUCUCAGGAAGCCGAUCCCCGUGCAGGACCAGACGGUUAAGGAUGAGAAAGGCCGCUACAAAAGGUUUCACGGAGCUUUCACCGGUGGCUUCUCGGCCGGCUACUUCAACACCGUGGGGACGAAAGAAGGUUGGACGCCAUCUACGUUUGUGUCUUCUCGAAAUCAGAAGGCUGAGAAGCAAAAUGCCAGACCCGAGGACUUCAUGGAUGAUGAGGAUUUCAGCGAGCACGGCAUCGCACCUCAACAGAUCACCACCACUGAAGACUUUGUUUCUGGGAGACCCGAUCAGAUCAGGGACAAAGCCCGAGCCAUCAGCUCCCUCUCCGCUCCCAUCCCAGGAGACACUCUGCUGGAGGAGCUGAUCACACCAGCACAGUCGUCUAUCGGAGUGGAGCUGCUUAGGAAGAUGGGCUGGAAGGACGGCCAGGGGGUCGGACCCCGGGUGAAAAGGAGACAACGCAAACAAAACAUAGAUGUGAGAGUGUAUGGAUGUGCUCUACCACCCAGUGGAUCUGAGGAGUCGGAGGAUGAUGAGUUUGCUCCCGAGAACGUGACUUUCGCACCCAAAGACGUGACCCCGGUGGAUUUCACCCCUAAAGACGACGUCCACGGACUCGGCUACCGAGGCCUCGACCCCCUGCAGGCUCUGACAGGCGGUUCAGGGGCAUCGCACAUCAACCUCUUCACGCUGGAUUCUGAUAGGGCAAGUCUGUUUGCAGGAAGCAGGAAGGCGGGGCAACAUCGUAAGGGUGGGAUCUCCGGACAGGGGUUCGGCGUGGGAGCGAUGGAGGAGGAGGACGAUGAUAUCUAUCACAGAGACGCCAUGUCUAACUAUGACACCGUCCUGGGGGGGGAGGAGCCGGGGGACGGGCUUUACGGAUGGACGGCCCCUCAGCAGUACAGACAGAAGAAGAAAGAUUCAAGCAGAGACGCAGCCUAUGUGGGGAAAAUCCUGGAAGGUUUCACCUUAGCUUCCAAACCUGAGGAAGCGAAAACCGUGUUUCCUCCACCCGCUCUGCCUCGAGAUUACCGGCCGGUGCAUUAUUUCCGGCCAGUGGUGGACACGUCGUCCGUCAGCCCGCUGGUGGCUCAGGCGCUGCAGACUUCACGUGGACAGCUAUCCCAGGAUGCACCACAGCAGAGCCGCCACACGCUGGACUCCACCCAGAGGAGAGAGAUGCUGGGAGAGACCAGCUUACAGGGUCCACGCUCUGUGUUUGAGCUCCUGGACAGUAAGGACCGAGAGAGGUUGAACGAGAUCCGUAAAGCCUCAGAAGAGAAGAGAUCUACAUUACAGGAUCGGUUCCGAUCCAGCACGACGCCGUCUCAUUCUCACACUCAGCCCCAGGUCUCUAAAGCUCAGCCAGACGUCCAGCUCCAGCCUCUGGUUUCAGACACACAGCAGCAGGCUCUCAGCGUCUGGUCGAGUCCCACGGCUCAAACCGGCCAGGCGUUUAAGCCUUUUGAGAAAAAUCCAUCCAAGCAGGCACGCUACGAGCGCUACGUCAGCCACCUGAAACAGGGGGAUAAAGACGCUCUGGAGGUGAGUCUGGACCCGACCAUGACGGAGUGGGAGCGAAGCCGAGAGCAAGACGAGUUCCUGCGUGCUGCUGUGCUCUAUAAGCCGAGUAACUCCUCGCUCUCCUCCCGCUUCACCCGCGGCAAACACGAGGACGACACCGACAGUGUGGAGGUGGCGCGGGAUCAGGAGGGCGAUGUGAAUGACAAGGAGGCAGCAGUGAAGAUGAAGAUGUUUGGGAAACUCACCAGAGAUACGAUAGAAUGGCAUCCUGAUAAACUCCUGUGCAAGAGGUUUAAUGUUCCUGACCCUUACCCAGGCUCGAGCAUUGUGGGUCUCCCCAAAGUGAAGCGCGACAAGUUCUCCGUAUUCAACUUCCUAUCUGUAUUAGAUGACCGACAGAUCUCUCAAGCCACGCCUACAUCCAGCUCAGGAGGUGCUCCCGCUUCCUCACAUGGUUCCUCCUCAGCAGCUUCGGGCAAACGCUCACGGUGGGAUGUAGCAGAACAGAGGCCAAAGGUUAAAGAGGCUGAGCAACAGCCAGACCACACGGUCACUGCAACAUCUGCAACGACUUCGGACUCCACCACUGCUGCUGAGUCUAAAGUAUCCGAGUCUGACGCUGAGCAGAAAACCAAGAAGGCUGAGGAUGAGGAGGAGGAAGAAGAGGUCAGACCUCCUAUAGACCUGUUCAAGGCCAUUUUCGCCAGCUCAUCUGACGAGAAGAGCUCGUCUUCGUCCGAGGAAGACAGCGGCAAAGAGGAGGAGCAGGAGGCAGAGCCAGAGAUGCCUAUCGUCACACCCGCCCCGCCUGUUGUUCCUCAGGCUCCUCCCACAUCAAGUUUGAUAAAUAUGACUGAGCCAGAAACCCGAAUCGCCGAUAAAGGUGAACAAAAAGACGCUUCUUCUGUCAAGACUGCAGAUGUUGACUACGAGGAGUUUGGACCCAGACUACCUCCACCUGGGCAAGUCUUCCCCUCGUCCUCAUCGCCAGUACGGGAAGAAAAACCGAAAAAACAGAGCAAAGAGAGACACAAAUCCAAGAAAGAGCACAAACACCACAAAGAGAAGAAGCAUAAGAAGAAGAGUAAGAAGCACAAGCAUAAAGGGAAACAGAAGAAGAAGAAAAAGACGGAGGAGACGGACGAUAGCUCAGACGACUCCGGUGACUCCGACUCGGAUGGUGGUGAUGUAAUAAAGACGGGGUUUGUGUCCAACGAGGAGCUGCUCCAGAGGUUGAAAAACCUCAGAGGAAAGAAGUGACGACUCUGAGGAGGAUGAACUGUCCUCCAUGAGGAUUCUGCUUUAACACACACCUCGGAGCUACAUUUGGUGUGAAUCCAUUUUACCAAACAUGCUUUCUAGACUUGUACAUGAUUUAAAAAUAAAGUUACUGUGAAUCCUAAA
Messenger RNA from Hemibagrus wyckioides, 3075 nucleotides. It is a transcript of the gene gpatch1, whose product is annotated as G patch domain containing 1. Gene Ontology annotation, cellular component: nucleus. Gene Ontology annotation, molecular function: RNA binding. Bases 73 to 2931 code for a protein of 952 amino acids. Lineage: Eukaryota; Metazoa; Chordata; Actinopteri; Siluriformes; Bagridae. Gene Ontology annotation, biological process: mRNA processing. The transcript is spliced from 19 exons. The record is from RefSeq and is a predicted model, not a curated record.